Messenger RNA from Cryptosporidium ubiquitum, 1410 nucleotides. RefSeq lists its product as uncharacterized. The record is from RefSeq and is a predicted model, not a curated record. The transcript has a single exon. The coding region runs from base 1 to 1410 and encodes 469 amino acids. NCBI's taxonomy places the organism in Eukaryota, Apicomplexa, Conoidasida, Eucoccidiorida, Cryptosporidiidae.
AUGGAGAGAAACCUCAUAUUAUUGGUCAUUGUAUCUAUAUUGAUUAAAUUAUCCUUUUUUCUGUUUACUGAACAUGAUCUUGAUGAAUAUACUAAUGGUUUCUUUAACACUUUAGGUCAGAACUUUGCUGAGGUUUUGGAAUUCUGUUCAUUCAAAGAAUAUGGAAAUCUUACUUAUUAUGCAUCAAAGAGAACCAAUUUUCCAGUAAUAUUACUCGAGCUAAUUUCAGGUAUAUGCAGUUCAAUUAACUCAAGAUUUGGAUUAAUUUUACCAUUUAUAAUUAUUAAUUUUAUUCACUUCUUACAGGGAAUCUUGAUUUAUUCCUAUUUAAUUAAAUGUUACCCAAUAUUAUCAGCACUGUCAAAAACUAUGAUUGAAAAAAAAUAUUAUCAAAUGUCUGUUAAUUUUCUUCUUGGAUUAUUUUGGAUUAACCCAAUCUCAAUUUAUUAUGGUUCAUUACUUUCUUUUGGGAUUGAACUGGAAUUACUUUUUCAACUUUUGUUAUUAUGGAUUUCAGUUGAUUCCACCCGAAAAUAUAGAGCCUUAUUACCAAUCAUAUGUGGAUUAAAUGUAUAUUAUUCCCCAAAUAUAUCCAUCUCUUUAAUUCCUUCAGCUUUAAGUUUAUUUCUACUUGGUAAUAAUCAUUAUUUAAAACUUCAAGUUUCUCCUAAACAGUUUGAUAAUUAUAAAAUGUACUUUACCAAAUUUUGGGAUAACUUUCAAUCAGACUACUUAACUUCCAAACAAAUAUUUAAAACAAUCUCAUUCUUUACCUCAUUUCUCAUCACAUUUUUAUCUUUACAUAUUUUUUCACUAAUUCUAAUUAAUAAUCGCAAUGAUAAUAAUCACAUUUUUACAUUCAAGCAGUAUAUAUAUACUUAUAUUAUUCAAAAUUUUACAUUAUUGGAAAAUAAAGAUCUUAAUCCAUAUUUAAAUGUAUACUGGUUCCUUAUGUACUGCAUUGCCCCUGAGUUUAGGCUAUUUUUCCAGAUUAUUUUGGGAUCAUGUUUAAUUAUAUAUGCAUUUAUUAUAAAUAUAUCAUUGGGAAAAGUCCCAUUUAAGGCAUUACAGUCACAAUUAUUACUUUGCUUUAUAUUUAAAUCAAAUCCAACCUUUUUAAAUUACCUACUGAUAUUUUUCUUUAUUCUUUUUGACUCAGUUACUUUAUUUGAAUCAAAAUCUGGAUUUAUUGCUUCUUUUUCAUUCAUUUUUUGGAUAAUAUGCAUUCCAUUGGCCUUUUUAAUCAGACCAAUCUGGAUUCUUGAAAAUUCUCUCGAUUCAAAUCUUUACUAUUCUUUAACUUUAAUUGGUAAUUUUUCUAUCAUUAUUUUCAUUUGUGAAUGGAUUAAGUCACUUUUCAAUACUCUAGUUAAAUACAACCAAAAUCUGGACAAUAUUAAACAAGAGUAA